UAGCCAAUGGGAGCGCUGCCAAACGCGGAAGUGCUCUCCUUCCUUUGGCCACCCGGAAAUGGAUGAGCAUUUCUGAUGUUUUUAUUUUGUUAUUUCCCACCCUGUUACCUGAUUUAAUUACAUAUAACAAAUUUUUUUUUUCCAAAUUUCACUGCAGCACAAUCAUCAUUUAAACUUUGCCUGAAAAGUGUUCAGGUCAAGCACCAAUUAACUAAAUUUGAAAACAAUUUUGCCACAAAACGUCUUGAAGAAACUGUUUGCUCUCUCUCUCUCUCUCUCUUCAGAGACUACAGGGGGUGAGUGGAAUGCGAGGGUCACCGCGCCUGGAGCGAGGGGGAAGGGGUCGAGAAGAUGGUGGAGACCAGGUGCCCGGAGUCUGGAUCACGGUGAACAGCUGCUGGUGCCCAGGGAAUGGCCACAAUCUGGCAGCAGGUGUUAGCUGUUGAUGCCAGGUAUAACGCCUACCGCACCUCCAGCUUCCCCCAGUUCCGUACCCAGUACAUCCGGCGUCGUAGCCAGUUGCUGCGGGAGAAUGCGAAGGGUGGCUUUGACCCCCUGCUGCGGCGCCAGUACCUGAAGCUGCGUAGCCAGCUGCUGGCGCAGCGGUACGGCCCACUGUCCGAACAGAGCAGCUUCCGGGCCUACAGCAACAGCAUUCGGAGCAGCCGUACCACCCUGGACCGCAUGGAGGACUUUGAGGAGGAUUUGCGAGCUCAGGGAGGGAGGGGACACCGACGCUCGGUCAGCCGCGGUUCGUAUCAGCUGCAGGCCCAGAUGAAUCGCGCCAGUCACGAGGAUAAGUGAGUAGAGCAUGCACUCACCAAGGACAACAAAACAACAUCCGACCUCCCGGGGCGAUGCACAUCCCUGUAGAACAGCCGGUCGUAGGGAGUCAUACAGCACAGAAGCAGACCCUUUGGCCCAACCAGUCCAUGCUGACCCGAAUCCCAAACUAAAGCAGUCCCACAGCUGCCCUGUUCCUGGCCCCGUGCCCCUCUGACCCUUUCCCAUCCACGGACUCAUCCGAGAGUCUUCUGAACGUGGUAACCGUACCUGCAUCCAGCACUCCCUCAGGGAGGGCCUUCCACAUUCUGUUCAAAGAACAACAUCCCUCGUGGCUUUUAUUAAACCCCU
Molecule: messenger RNA, 1134 nt
Organism: Chiloscyllium plagiosum (whitespotted bambooshark)
Lineage: Eukaryota; Metazoa; Chordata; Chondrichthyes; Orectolobiformes; Hemiscylliidae
Source: RefSeq, a predicted model, not a curated record